CUCGCGACAGCGACAGUCGCCCGAGCGAGCGGCGGCGAGCGGCGACGCUCCCACCCGCCGAUUGCGGCCGCGGUCCGCGCUCAUUCACUUCAGUCCUCCGUUGUCUGCCGCGGCGAGCGCACGUGUACACCGCGCGCCUCCGAUGUUAGUACACGAUUACGAAAUAUAUACGCGACUCGGACUUUUACUGUGACAGUGAAGCGACUGCCUUCGAAUAUGGGUUAAACGGCUCGCGCUACACCAUGAGUCCGGGCGAGCGCGCCGCCCUCGGGCGCCGCGAACCCGCUCGCCCUCAGUACGGGGCCACGGCACCGGGUUUCCCGCCACAGUACUACCCGCCCUACGGAGUGCCCCAUCCGAACGCGUGGCUGGGCGCACCCCUCAUAUCCAUGGCGGGGCGCACGCCGCCGGCGCGCAACACACCUGUGUCCAAGCUGGCGAUGCACGCACAGGGCGCCCCACUCAUCAUACAAAACAGACACGAUCGCAGGAAAUAUACCACAGUACCGGAGCAGCGGAAUCACCGCCCUUCUGGGCAUACGGAGCAAAUAACUAGGGACAGAUGCGAAUCACUGGAUAACAGGCAACGCAACCAGCAGCAACAGACGCGAUCCGCCCGCAACGGACGCAAUAACAAUACGGAUGCAGUCAGUGUCGCCAGCGACGAAAGUUCCGGCUCUACCAACUCUGAAACCAUGUUGCCUAGGAUUAUAAAACCUCGGAAACGUCGCAAAAAAGAUAGAAAACCUAAUAACAUUGUGCCGCACGAUAUGACGGCGGCCCCGUUAGACAUUGGUGAUGUUGGACACUGUGCAGUGAGCAGCAUGUCGCCGGGCUCGCAUGGCUUGUACGAAGAAUCGUACUGUCGCGAUAUUUCAAUGCAAUAUCGUUUAGAUGUCAAGGUGUUGGAGUACUCCGAACCAGCGCCCGAGACGUAUCGCGUCUCAGCUUUAGGAGAAGCCUUAGAAGCUACCCGUUUCGGUCUUAUAGAGGCAGCUUCGCCUUCCGAAUCUGCAGUAAGCUCAUGUCAGUGUCGCUAUUGUGAUCCCGUAGGUCAGAUCUGGGAUGCCGACUCGAUCGCGGAUUUGUUGGAUGAAAAUUCGAGUGGUGAUUUUGCGCCCACGAAAUUGGAAGAUUCGAUGAAAGUCGUUGGACCUCUCGGGAGACGCGGCGCAGAUACUAUUCUACGUCGCAGUUGGAGCGACCCCUCUUCCCGUGCUCCAGAAAGGCGAGACACAUCCACUGGAGAUCUUCUUACUUCGUCUAAUCUGUACUCUUUAUUCCCACCUUCGAGACGAGCGAGCUCCCCCGAGUCACGGUCUCCGCUGGCAUUGGAGAUCUCCUCAGAGAUCGUAACGUCAUUAAAUGGCCAGCGCGAUUUGGAAAUAAAAUUGUUUUCGACCUCGCCCCCGGCCACGAACUCCGACCGGCGCUCCUUCUUCGAUGAUAAAAGUGAAAGUGAUGUGAACAGUUGUAAGAUUGCGGGCUACGAAUUUAAAUUUAGCAGUGCAGUGGACAGUGAGAGAUCCGUGUCCAGUGCUCGCGCCAGCGAGGGGAAGAACGACACGGAGGCCGUCGGGUCCCCGCGUAAUAUUUGUGAUUUAGCCAUAGUUACUGCCUGAGGCGCUUGUGAUCGAUUAUGUAAAGUGUUAGCGCCGACACUCGGUCGACGCUCGCUAUUUGAGCUGGACUCAAAUUGUCACAGCGAGGCAUGCACGGAGCGUCUCACGCGACACAAACUGAGAUCUCCGUAUCGGUUUCCUGUAGAUUCUAUAAUUAAUUUAUUUUUAACAAUAGCUUAUGGAACUGGCUUUGGGGCUUUAUCUGGAGUUGUUUUAGGAAUGUAACGAUUCGCCGUUAGGAUGUUAUUACGCCUACUGUUUAACGCGAGUUUACUGUAUCGUAUAUGUUUUUUUUAAUUGGAUGAUACGUGAACAAGUGUACAUAGUGCGCGGCUAGGUUUCCGCGAAUUGUAGCGGUCGGCGCAGUGGCCUAACUGGCAGUUUGCAAUUAGCGUUUCACACUAGUGACACGGUUGCGCAGCUCCGUGGCGCUCGGCGCUGCGGCGCGGCGCUUUCCUCGUCGCGCCUCGUUCCGGCUGCCGCUUCUUGCACCGGUUCUCACCACCGAUCACUUUUAUUUUGUUCCGAGUAAUUGUUGGCUCACUUUUCACCCAUAAGGCCGGCGAGGGCGACGUAGACGGUCGAACGACGACCGGACUUCGAUCGCGCAUCGCGGGCCACUGGACCAGUAGACCGGGUUGCGAGUCACGCGUCCGCAAUACAUAAUGUCUUUUAAGCUACGUCAGUCAACUCAUCAGGCAUGUGUAUUUAAUUAAUUAUCACAAAAGUAUCGCGGGAUUUGAUGUAUUAAAAUAUCAUUUUUUUAAAUAAUAGAAAUCUAAAGUGUUUACGUCGGAUACAUAAUAACACUUAUUCAAUGUCAUUUGUAUAAAUAAGCGUGUCUUAUCAUAUUGUUAUCAGUAUGUUACGUGUAAUUUAUAAUUUAUCCAUAAUUCAUCUAACUGCGUUAGUGCAUUCAACUGUAAAGAAAUAAAUAUACAUCAUUAAACACAUAAAUAAAGACCAAAUGGAAUUGUUUAAGCAAUGCGGAAAUGUAGAAGUCAAAAGGUCGAGCGUGUCAAAUGGUAAUUAGACCUACUUAAUGUAAUAGAUUUCGAGGUCGGUUUAUUUUAAAAGAACUAUAUCUGUCCCACUUUGCGUAUCUUAAAUAAUGUCAAAUGGCAUUAGAUAGAGUACUUAUGAAAAUUAAUUGAGUGUAAUAAAUGUUCAUAAAUAUGUUUGCGUCAGACACAUUACGCGUUUACCGCCUCAAAUGAUCGCAAUUCCCUGUCGCAAGUCACGCGUCCUAGGAAAACAAUGAACGUCGUAAUUAUAGCCAGAGUAUAAAGGCGCUAUUAGCCCGAUAAUAGCUUAGAAUCGUUUCAUAGAAGGUGCAAUACUGAUAAAAAGCCGCGAUAAGUUUUCCCUCCAUUAGGUUUAUCUUUGUUUCUGUUAGGCCUCAGGCCGUUAACCUCACUGUGGAAAGCUCCGAAAUUCGCACUAUAUGCACAAAUAUUAGUUUAAAUAAUGUACGACCACGGUUCAGCGUCUUGUUUGUUGAAUACAUUUUGUACGUAUUUUAAAAUGUAAAAGGCAAAUGUUGCGGUGUUUUUUUAUGCAAAAUACGAUGAUAAAAUGUAAUAGAAAAUGUGUUUCAUAACACUUUCACUGCUUCGUGUUGUGGACAGUGGUUGUGUUGACACAAAGCGUAUUCAGUACACGUAUAUUACGAAUGCUAUGGUGUAAGGUAUUGUAACUUUAGUAACAUGCGGCGAAUCGACAAUUUCCAUUUUCGUUGUGCUUUCCUGUUCUAUUCUUUCUUCAAGCGAGGGUCCAACUAUGUGAGGGAUGCCAGAUAAAGCCCCAUUAUGUAGAUAAUGUGAAUAUUACUAAGUUAUUCAUGGAUUUGUACAUCCGUAUACCGUUGCUAUCGUUGAGUUUUACGCUCCAUGGGCGGUUUAGUUCUACCUUUUUCGUUUUUUUCCUUGUGGUGUGCUUAUAUUGCUUGGCGCGUGCGUGGGACGUCAUGAUAAAUUGGUGUUGUUUUAUUUUUUCUUAACGCUAGGGCUCGAAGUAGACGAGUUAUUACAGUCUAUCUGCUAAAGUUAAACUAAAUCGUAUUAGUGGUACCGCGUCGCUCGCCUAUCAAAUAUUUUCCUAUCAUUCUACAAAUAACCGGUCAAAUAGCUGUGUGACGGCUGUACCGAGCGACGCCUAAUUUAUUAUUUUAUCUAAAUGUACAUGGAAAGCUUUUUUAUAGCUGAGAUAAGCUACGGACUCAAUGUCGUCCGCUUCGGUGACUUGGAAUUGGGUAAUUUUGAAUAUUUAGCCGUUGAGAGAUGUAAAUUGAAUUUUAAAUCUAUAGAUCUCGUCAAUUUCGAGUCCCUAGCUGUUUGGGGGACUGUGUAAGGGGCGUGGCGCCGUACGCAGUUGUAAGGCUCAACGAUACACCAACAUACUAUUGUAAACAAAAUAGGCUAUGUCUAACCUACAGAGUGAAUGCAUUUUAUAUAUAUA
This is a messenger RNA of Papilio xuthus (Asian swallowtail), 4079 nucleotides long. RefSeq lists its product as uncharacterized. The coding region runs from base 243 to 1622 and encodes 459 amino acids. The record is from RefSeq and is a predicted model, not a curated record. Lineage: Eukaryota; Metazoa; Arthropoda; Insecta; Lepidoptera; Papilionidae. The transcript has a single exon.